Molecule: messenger RNA, 541 nt
Organism: Sorex fumeus (smoky shrew)
Lineage: Eukaryota; Metazoa; Chordata; Mammalia; Eulipotyphla; Soricidae
Product: cytochrome c oxidase subunit 6A1, mitochondrial
Exons: 3
Coding region: 27-356 (109 amino acids)
Biological process (GO): mitochondrial electron transport, cytochrome c to oxygen
Cellular component (GO): mitochondrial inner membrane
Molecular function (GO): enzyme regulator activity
Source: RefSeq, a predicted model, not a curated record
CCGGCCCGCGGCUGUCCCGGUCGAAGAUGGCGGCAGCGCGAGGGUCGCGGCUCUCCGGGCUCCUGAGCUGGUCCCGGCCGGAGCCGGGCCGGCCGAUGUCGAGCCAUGCCCACGGCGAGGAGGGCUCAGCUCGCAUGUGGAAGGCCCUCACCUACUUCGUGGCGCUCCCCGGGGUGGCGGUGAGCAUGCUGAACGUCUUCCUGAAGUCGCAGCACGAGGAGCACGAGCGGCCCGAGUUCGUCGCCUACCCCCACCUCCGCAUCAGGUCCAAGCCCUUUCCCUGGGGAGAUGGUAACCAUACUCUGUUCCAUAAUUCCCACGUGAACCCACUGCCAACCGGCUACGAAGAUGACUGAAAUGCGAGAACCUGCACCUGUGUCCAGGCUCGGGACCACAGUGCUUGUUGGACCAACCUCCACAUGGACCAGGAAAGUGCAUGGGACCUUAGCUCACCUCCGAGUAUCAAACUGACCAGUUUCCCACCCUCCAUUCCUCAGCUUAUGGCAGGGGGUGGCUUAAAUAAACCUUAGAUUGGUCACAA